AUGCAUAAAGACGUUCCAGCAAUACAAGCAUCCAGCUUCUCCGUGCUUUACCAGUCAAAUACCGAUACAAACUUUGAAGAUAUCGCAGCAUUUAAAUCAGCUUUUGCGCGGUCGGCGGAGGAUGCACGUGUUUAUGCGCAGCUCAAUCUUCUUCUUGAGCAGGGUCUAGAGUAUGCUAUAAUGCUAUAUACCUGGCGCUCGAUGUCGAGAGCUCUCCCUCAUAUAAGAUCAAAUGAACAGCCUCACCGAAUGGAAAUUUAUCAUAAAACCGUUGAGAUCCUAGAGCCUCAUGCUCAAAAAUUGAGGGAAUUUAAGAAUUUUCAGGACUCUGCGAUAGACCGAUUCGUUGAAGAAAUGAGGCGCCUUGCACAUAAAGACCAGAAAAAUUUCUUUGUUAGCCAAAGUUAUCUGUUGACGCUCGGGAAGAUGUUAAAAAUGUUUGUAGUCCUGGAUGAAAUGAAGAAUAUGAAGGCUAGCAUGAAAAACGAUUACUCUAACUACAAGCGUGCUACUCAGCUUCUUCGCCAUCAUGAUACUGAGCUAAUGAAAGAAUCCCAAGAAGUCAGCAUGUUUCUUGCAAAACAGAAGAUAAUUAGGGAUACUCUUAAGGAACGUUUGGUGACUAUUGACGGUUACGAAGAACUUCUUGCUGAAAUAAUUAACAACAGUGUCAAUAUGUAUGAGAACAAGAUUUAUGUGCUCCCAGAAGAAAAGCAUACGCUGGUUAUGGUUAUCGCAUUUUCUUUGUAUUUGGCUGAUUCUUCUCGAAUAAUUGACGGGAAGCAAGUCGUCGUUUCACUAAGCAAGAUGGCCAAAAAAAUAAGCAUAUCAAAAAUCGACAGAAUAUUUAAGGAGUGCGAAGUUGUGAAUCUUUUUGGAGAUAUGAGUGUCGAACCCUUUCAUUAUGUAAAGCAGAAUAGUUCAUAUGACUCCUCAAAAUGGUCUGAAUGCACUAACCAUUCCAAGACUUCUAGUCAAGGCGCAAUUUUAAUUCAUGUUCAAAGAUUCAGGUGA
Messenger RNA from Protopolystoma xenopodis, 1014 nucleotides. Lineage: Eukaryota; Metazoa; Platyhelminthes; Monogenea; Polystomatidea; Polystomatidae. The record is from the annotation of a GenBank genome assembly.